Messenger RNA from Pseudomyrmex gracilis, 1102 nucleotides. RefSeq names its product cytochrome c oxidase assembly protein COX11, mitochondrial (gene Cox11). Gene Ontology annotation, molecular function: copper ion binding. The transcript is spliced from 4 exons. NCBI's taxonomy places the organism in Eukaryota, Metazoa, Arthropoda, Insecta, Hymenoptera, Formicidae. The record is from RefSeq and is a predicted model, not a curated record. Bases 256 to 1014 code for a protein of 252 amino acids. Gene Ontology annotation, cellular component: mitochondrial inner membrane.
UAAACACCUAAUGCGGUACGAUAAACCUUCGAUGUGAUCAGUGACACUUGUUAUUUUACUGAAACUUUGUAAUAUUAUCUUGAUUUACGCACGCCUCACUUAAGAUUUGCUCUUAUUUGUUGCUUAAUAUCAUCAUGUUUUCAAGUAUUUACUUUUAAAUACGAGACGUAAACCUAUUUGCCGGGUGGAUUUAGGUUAGGUUAGGUUAGAAGUCCUUGAAUUGUGACAAAUAAUAAGAGAAAGAAAUCUAAAAAGAUGUAUCUCAACAUCUGCCGGCAAAUGUCACGCACUAAUAUUAGACAGAUAUAUACUAGCGUGUCAAAAAAUUUGAUGAAAAAUCAUGUGGACACGUCGCUUCGAAAGAGAUUACGUUCCACCGCCUUCUACUGGGCAGGAGUUGGGAUACUGGUAGUCGGAUUGAGUUAUUCUGCGGUGCCUUUGUACAGAAUAUUCUGUCAGUCGUACAGUUAUGGUGGAACAGUAUCAGCUGGUCACGAUGCCAGCAAAGUGACCACAAUGACGCCUGUUAAAAACAAAACAAUCAAAGUGAAAUUCAAUGCAGACACCGCAGCAUCAAUGCAAUGGAAUUUCAAGCCACAGCAAUCGGAGCUCACGGUUGUUCCUGGAGAGACAGCUUUAGCAUUUUACACAGCCACAAAUCCAACUAACGAUCAAGUCGUAGGAAUAUCCACUUACAAUGUUGUACCUUUCGAAGUAGGACAAUAUUUCAAUAAAAUACAAUGUUUCUGUUUUGAGGAACAGAUGCUCAAUCCUCAUGAACAAAUUGACAUGCCAGUGUUCUUUUAUAUUGAUCCGGAAUUCGCAGAAGAUCCACGCAUGGAAUUUGUUGACGAAAUAGUUUUGUCUUAUACAUUUUUUGAGGCCAAACCGGGACUUAAUCUGCCUGUUCCCACUUACGUCAAAACUCACUCAACGAAGUACUCGUCAUUCAUACAAAGCUGUUUUCACAUGCGCAUGCGUAUACUGACCGCACGUAGUGGGAUGUCAGCGUGAUGUGUGUAGGAAAUUUAUUAUAACAAAAGUUACGUGGUACAUUUAACAGAGGUUAUUUGUACAAAGGUUCGACUGUGUGUGUACGUUA